Messenger RNA from Trichosporon asahii var. asahii CBS 2479, 564 nucleotides. RefSeq lists its product as uncharacterized. The coding region runs from base 1 to 564 and encodes 187 amino acids. The record is from RefSeq and is a predicted model, not a curated record. The transcript has 4 exons. Gene Ontology annotation, cellular component: nucleus. Lineage: Eukaryota; Fungi; Basidiomycota; Tremellomycetes; Trichosporonales; Trichosporonaceae.
AUGGAAAGUAUCGAGACAUCGGGAUCGGCUCUGGCCACUGGUAGCAUCAACGCGCGCUUUAUCUCGCAAAACAAGCUCGAUGAAGCUAACGAUCGCCGCGACCAGGAAUGGAAGGAGGCAUAUGCGAGGUGGGUUGCCUUUGGAAGGCUAGAGGAGCAGCGAUUGCUCAAGCAGGAAGAAUGGGAUAACAAGAUGAAGCUGGGAAACCAAUACAGAGGCCUGCACGCCGAUGAAUACGACUUUUUGUCCGAGAAAAUGAAGGAGCAGCGCGAUAAGGAGCGACGGGUGAAGGAUCAGGACAACGCCGAAGUGAUGGAUGCUCUGGCAAAGAAAUAUGCUGCCGAGGUCGCCGCGGCUGAGCCGUCUAUACCAGCUGCUUCCCCAUCUGAUCUGAAGCCAACGACCACAGCCCCUGCUCCGAAGCGCGCUCCUCCGAAGUCUGGAAAGAAGGAUAUGAAGUCAUUGUUGAAAGGUGUCGUUGUCAAGAAAAAACCUGGAACUGGCACUGUUGCCAAGCGUCGGACUGAGGGAGAUGAGACCCCCGAUAAGAAGCGCAAGUUGUAA